AUGCUGUUCCUCCUGCUCGGCUGUCUGCUGCCCGCCACCUGUGGGGAAAGCUGCUUCCGCUGCUGGCCGGAGCUCCCUGCGCUAGUGGACUAUGAUCUGCAGGUCCUCUGGGGCACCCCGGGGCCACCGGCGGAGCUCUCCCAAAAUCGUGACCACUUGGAAGAAGAAGCAGCCAACUUCUUCAAUAACCUAGACCUAGCCAUUAAGAGGUUGCGAGAUGAUAAGCAGCAACUGCUGGAAGAAAUUGACAAUUACAAGAAGCAGUUUUCUGAGAGAUUGAACAUGAUAUCUGAGGCACUGAAGGAAAAGGACCUGCGCCCCCACAUGGAAGUCACUAAUUGUGUCAACUGCAAGAAACAUUUCCUCUCCUGCCAAGACCCCACCCUCUGCCCAGCGAUAUCUUAUGCAUCCUAA
Molecule: messenger RNA, 414 nt
Organism: Echinops telfairi (small Madagascar hedgehog)
Lineage: Eukaryota; Metazoa; Chordata; Mammalia; Afrosoricida; Tenrecidae
Gene: TEX51
Product: testis expressed 51
Exons: 5
Coding region: 1-414 (137 amino acids)
Source: RefSeq, a predicted model, not a curated record